This is a messenger RNA of Cuscuta campestris, 963 nucleotides long. NCBI's taxonomy places the organism in Eukaryota, Viridiplantae, Streptophyta, Magnoliopsida, Solanales, Convolvulaceae. The record is from the annotation of a GenBank genome assembly.
AAUCCCAAGUUUCAAAUGAAACUAAGCCGUUCUCAUACUGUAGGUAAUCGGUGACAGGGCUUCAUGUUUACUGAUCAGAUGGGUGUCUAAUACAGUUCCUACCAGGCAGCACCCCAGAAGCAUUCUAAUCAUUCCAGCCAUUCCAAAAUUCCAGGUAUGUCAACAACACAAAGGAGUGAAAGCAUGAACUCCAUUUUUGAUGGAUAUGUUCAUUCAAAGACAUCUUUGUCGCAAUUUGUGGAACAGUAUGAGCGAGCUUUGCGAAAAAAGCCAUCCCUCUCCUUCUCCGAUCAGCGCCAGCACGCCAGUACCAGGGGACUCUCUCCCUCCCUCUCUCAAUUUCUGGCAGCUUCCUCGGCUCAGCAGCGCAGCAACCCAAUCGACGGCGAAUAGGAGACCCCCCUCUGUUGAUUCAGCGAUGCCGAAUGCGGGGAAGUGGCGGACCGGCAGCGAUUGGCGAGGAAGGCAGCGACCCUGCAACGCUGGCGACUCUCCAACGCUGGCGACACUGACAAUUUGGUCCAGGCAGCAACAGUGAAGCCAGGCGCGACCCUACAAGCUCGAGCAGCGGAUUGACCGGCCAUCGACGAGGUGUCCCGCGAACGGACUCCAACAACUCCGGUGAUCUCCCUCCUUGUUCCAGCCAGUGCGCGUAGCACUGGUAACCGGGACCGCAAUACCGGUUUGGGCAAUUUGGUGGAUCUGUUCCGACAAUGGGUUUCGAACGACAUUCGUUCAAAUUGAAUCGAGGGGCGGCAGCGCAGCACUAGCAGCAGGUUCUCAACUCCAUCCAUAGCGGAGCACGAUUCCGCCCAAUCAUUCGAUAUUCGCAGCAGACCAGCAGUCCACUCUGUCCGCACUCCACAGGUGCUUGUGGAAGAUUGAUUCUGAAAUCCAUCCCGGAGAGCAGCACGGCGGAGGAGAUGCAUGGGUGCAGGGAUUUAGUAAAAUUGAUAUUUGAUU